Molecule: messenger RNA, 1440 nt
Organism: Solanum dulcamara
Lineage: Eukaryota; Viridiplantae; Streptophyta; Magnoliopsida; Solanales; Solanaceae
Product: B3 domain-containing protein REM8-like
Exons: 4
Coding region: 122-883 (253 amino acids)
Molecular function (GO): DNA binding
Source: RefSeq, a predicted model, not a curated record
UUUUCCCUUAAAACAAUUCCAGACGGAACCCUGGGGCAAAAUCUGUGAUAAAAGAAACAAAUUGCUCAGUCCACCUCUACAUCCAUUACUCCGACGAAUUCAGAGUUGUUAUCCCUUAACAAUGCCAUCUUCUUCUCAUGAACUUCCCAUUAGCAGACGUUUCUUCAAGGUCAUGGUGCCUGGUUUCCACUCUAAAUUUACAAUUCCACCAGCUUUUUGUCCGAAGCUAAAAGGGGAUAAAUCAGAAAAGGGGACUAUAAUAAAGGGCAAGGAUACAUGGAAUGUUGAAAUCGGUCGAUCCAAGAAGGGUAAAAUCUCGUUUGAUAAGGGUUGGGAAGAAUUUGUGCAAAAUUAUAACUUAAGAGUUGGAGAUUUUGCUGUGUUUGAGUACUUGGGUAACAUGAAUUUCACUGUUACCCUUGUUGAUUCAACUGGUUCUGAUAAAAAGUUGUUGGAAAAUGGCCAACAACUACCUUCCCAGGAGAAAAAGGUGAAAUCUACUCAGUGCGGAAUAGAGAAAAGGAAACUUGAGGGAGAUCAACCUCACUACCAAUGCAUGAAAGGAAGUUCUGAGUUUACGGCAAGAAUAAAAGAAUAUAAUGUGAGAAAACGUUCUCCUUAUAUGCAUAUACCCACAGAAUUUUGUCAGUCGAAUGCACUCUUUCAGAAUACAACCAUAACGUUAACAGGUCCCUCGGGUAAAUCAUGUCCUGUGAGUCUGAGAAUUUGCAAUGGUGGGAAGACUUUAUAUGCUUGUAUUACAAGAGGCUGGCAUGAUUUCUUUUCAAGCAACAAGCUAAAAGUAGGAGAUGUUUGCAUCUUCCAACUUGAUCGCUCAAAAAGCGACUCAAGUUCCAUUGCCAUCGAUGUUCGUGUUGUGUAGGCUGCAGACUUUUCUUUUAUCUUUAUUCUUUUGAUUUUUUACUAGUUAGUGUUACCUUGUAAACAUAUUACAUUAGGUAUUGGUUUACAUAUUUGAUUGGCUGAUCAACAACAAGUUGUACUCUAGCUGCUGCAGAGUAAUUAGGCAGUGUGUUAUUUGUUGAGAAGCAAAAAUGCUGAUGAAUAAGUUGCUUCAAGAAAAUAAACUUAGAGGCAACUCAAGCCAGAAGGAGAGACUGAAGGCCAUUCCAACCUCCAUUUAAUGGACAAUAUGGGAAGAAAGGAACAAAAGAUGCUUUGACGAUAAAACAAGUCAUAUCCAGAAGAUAAUUUUGAAGUGUUUGGUACUUUUGUAUUUCUGGUGUAAAGAGACAUGUGUAGAAGAUCAUGAUUCAAUUUUUGAUGUUUUAGACUCCUUCUAGAUGAUAGAGGAGCUGUAAGCUUGGUCUCUUUACAGUCCUGUAAUUAUGGAUGAUUAUACAGUCUUUGUAUAAUCUUUCUAUUUAUAUAAGAUAUGUGACCUGUUUCAAAAUAUAUAAAUAAAUAAUGAGUACCAUA